GACCACGUCAAAUAGGCGUGGUUUUAAUAAAGAUGGCGGUCAUUCAUUAUCUGGUACUAUUUUUCCUAUAUCAUUUUGUUUGCGGAUCCGAAGAAGUUUCUGCUCAAGACUCGAGCGAUAAAAAUUCUCCUAAGCUAUACACGAUUGAAGGAACAGCUGAAAUCACUGGUAAUCCCGAUACAAAGACGUGGAUAACAGAGGCAAAGGUAUUAGUAGAUGGUGGUCGUUACAUUGGGCACUUAAAGGCUUCAGGGGAUUUCAAAAUCCAUCAUAUACCACCUGGGUCAUACCUGGUAGAGCUAGUGCAUCCGAAUUACAUAUUUGAGGGAGUGCGUGUUGAUAUUAGCAGUAAAUCUGGCAAAAUAAGAGCAAGGAAGGUCAACCCCAUGAAGCCCGGCAGCGUCAUAAGUUUACCGUACCCGAUAAGAUUCACAACCAAAGGACAGGCUGGAUUCUUUGAAAAGAGAGAGGGAUGGAAUAUAAUGGACAUAGCUAAGAACCCAAUGGUCUUAUUUUUAGUGGCUCCUCUGUUACUUAUGUUGCUAUUACCAAGGCUAAUGAACAUGGCUGAUCCAAGUACUCAAAAGGAAAUGCAAGAGUCAAUGCAAAUGUUUCAGAAUCCGAGUAGCUCAAUGCCCUCAAUGGAAGAAAUGUUUACAAACUUUUUUGGAGGAGGAGGAGGAGGAGGAAAGAAGAGAGCGACAGGAACUAGUAAAAAGAAUAAAUAAAAAUAGAGGAGGGGGUCCAAGAACAUUAUUAGCACAUAGGGACCGGUGCUGAACUAAAACUAUAAAUGAUAAAAAUAAUUUAUUAAUAAUCAAAGUAAUAAUCAUACUUUUCAAAACCUUCUUUCGGUGUGGCUAACUUGUAUCUUAUUAAA
This is a messenger RNA of Amphimedon queenslandica, 880 nucleotides long. Its product is annotated as ER membrane protein complex subunit 7 homolog. Gene Ontology annotation, cellular component: EMC complex. The transcript is spliced from 3 exons. Gene Ontology annotation, molecular function: carbohydrate binding. The record is from RefSeq and is a predicted model, not a curated record. The coding region runs from base 33 to 728 and encodes 231 amino acids. NCBI's taxonomy places the organism in Eukaryota, Metazoa, Porifera, Demospongiae, Haplosclerida, Niphatidae.